AUUUAGUUAUUUACACGAUGUUUUCAUUUUUCUAUCAAAAUCUAUCCAAUGGUCUUGGAUGAAAGUACAUCGGAAGACAAAUUGGAUAACUUCAUUGGAGUAUCCGCUUUAACACAGAGGCCGAGAGGGAAGGUCGAAGGGAGUGGCGUGGAAGUGUUGGCGGUAUUGUUAUUGUUGCACGUAGGUAAGAGUCGUGGAUAGCAGAGGAGAAGUGAGACCGUGAGAAAGGGAGGUUGAGAAGGAGGAGAGGCGAGCUCGAGAAAGAGGAAGAGUCGCCGGGAGAAACCGCCGCCGCCACUGUUGCUUGUUGUUUCAAAGCCACCAUUUUGCCUCCGUCUCUGCCAUUGUUGCUACCACGCCUGCCGUCCCUGUCUGCUGGAACUGCUGCCGCUGAAGUUGCCGGAACCACUGCCGAUUCUGCUUCUGAACCUGCUCCAAUGCCGUCACCUCUGCCUUCUCUCUUCCACCACCCCUAUUUCACCGGAUUCGGGCUGCAUCGCUGGUUCUGUUCUGUCUUAUUGGAGCUGCUGGCGUGAGUUGUAGUGGUAGCCGAUGUCCAUGUCACUGCUGAAACUGCCUGAGUUGUUGCUGCUUCUGCUAACUGCCUUUAUCCCUAAAAUUCUGUGACUAUCAAAUUAAGCUCUGAGAACAAAAUCAACAAGCUUUUCAGCCCCCAUCAGCUCCCGCCACUAUCGGCGGUGACAACCAGUGAUUGCCAUCCUAGCUUCUCGAAGGUAUUCUCUCCUCCCCGCGUCGUCAAGCCCGAGGGUGCCGUCAAGCCCGGUCCUAUCCUCGUCGUCGUCGCCAGAAGGUCGUCAAUCCCGGACCUGUCCUCGUCGUCGUCGAGCCCGAGGGUGCCGUCGUUGCCGCCGAACGUUUCUGUCGCUCGACGUCGCGAACAUCUACUCAGCCCUGUUCUCCUCGCCGUCGUUCCAGUGCCUCCAGAAGCUUCCUUCCUCCAAUAACAAGUUCACCUACAACUGCGACAACCACACCUUCAGCUUCCUCUUCAAUAAUGGCUUCACUUACUGUGUUGUUGCGGAUAAAUCUGCUGGAAGGCAGGUUCCUAUUGCGUUUCUGGAGCGAGUGAAGGAUGAUUUUUCCAAAUAUGGUGCCUCUGAUAAGGCCGGUACUAAUGCUGCCGCCAACAGCCUUAACAAGGAGUUUGGAACACAUCAAAAUUGACAUGCAUGAGCAUGAAGGGUAAUGGUCAUGAUUUGCUAGGGGAAAAUGGUGGGAAAACGCAUGAAUGUGGUGCCAAAAUGUGGAUCAAUGGGAUUGCUAAAUGCAUUGGAAUGUUAAUUUAGUAGAAGUUGUGCUCGUCCUCUCAUUCCCACAAGCACAACCUGACUCACAGAAAUCACACUCACUCUCUCCAAUGGAGAUUCAUCUCGUGGACUCCACUAGCCUUAGAUGGGCCUCUUCCAUCUCCUCCACAGCCCCCAUCAUGCAUUCAACAGAAUUCCUUAAACACAGCCACAUCAACACCGCUCCAAACCCACCAUUCCCACUUCGUGUUGAAUUCAUGAAGCGAGGCUUGAAACCAUUGUCUUCUGGGAUCCAAAAGGAUUCCAACAAGGACCUAUCGCGGAUUCUACGAACGGAAGCUGCCAUCAAAGGGGUGGAAAACAAAGGGAACUCAUGGAAGCACAGGCAGCUAUGGCCCAAGGCUGUUCUUGAAGCCUUGGAUGAGGCCAUCAAAGGGUGUCGAUGGCAGGCUGCACUCAAGAUUUUUGCACUUCUUCGUAGGCAACAUUGGUAUGAACCUAGAUGCCAAACAUAUGCAAAAAUAUUGAUGAUGCUUGGCAAGUGCAGGAAACCUGAAGAGGCUGGUCAGAUCUUUGAGAUAAUGUUGUCGGAAGGGCUUAGACCUACUGUUGAUGUCUACACCGCUCUGGUAGGUGCUUACGGUCUAAGUGGUUCCUUUCAUCAGGCAUUUGGUACUGUUGAAGAUAUGAAAUCAGUUGUUGACUGUGAACCGGAUAUAUAUACAUAUUCUAUUCUUAUCAGCAGCUGCACAAAAUUUCAACGUUUUGAUUUAAUUGGUCAUGUUCUUUCGGAGAUGUCUUAUGUAGGCAUUGAAUGUAACAAUGUGACAUAUAAUACCAUAAUUGAUGGGUAUGGUAAGGCUGGCAUGUUUGAACACAUGGAAAACUCACUGGCGGAUAUGGUUGAAAGUGGCAAUUGCCAACCAGAUGUUUUCACACUGAACUCUAUUAUAGGAGCGUACGGAGAAGGUAGGAAAAUUGACAAGAUGGAGAAAUGGUAUGAUGAAUUUCAGCUAAUGGGCGUUAAAGCAGACUUAAAGACAUUCAAUAUGAUGAUAAAGUCCUAUGGGAAAGCAGGCAUGUAUGAGAAGAUGCAGUCUGUUAUGGAUUUUAUGAAACGGAGAUUUUUCUCUCCUACAAUUGUAACAUAUAAUACGGUUAUUGAUGUGUUUGGAAAAGCUGGAGAAAUCGAGAAGAUGGAUAAACACUUCAAUAGGAUGAAGCAUCUAGGUGUGAAGCCUAACACUGUAACUUAUUGCUCUCUUGUCAAUGCAUAUAGCAAAGCUGGGCUUAUUGACAAAGUUGACUCAAUCAUGAGGCAUGUAGAAAAUUCUGAUGUAGUAUUGGAUACUCCCUUCUUUAAUAGUGUUAUUAGUGCUUAUGGCCAAGCUGGCGACUUGGAAAAGAUGGGUGAAUUUUUCCGGGCAAUGAAGGAAAGAAAUUGUGAACCUGAUAGCAUCACUUUUGCUUGCUUAAUGCAGGCUUACAAUGCUCACGGCAUGACUGAGGCCGCCAAAAAGUUGGAAAACUUGAUGGUUACUGACAAACAUAGCUUCGAGUUACAGCUAAAAAGGAAAGGAAAAAGAGCAAAAAACAAGAAACACGGAACAGGGUCAGCACGCCAUGGUGGAGGCUUCCCUGUUCAAGAUCUCACAUAGCUCCAACGGCAGAUCCAGCCACUCCUCAGCCCCAGCAAGGUUGUAAGCACCCAUCUUGGCUAAAGCGUCUGCCACAGAAUUCGAUUCUCUUGGGAUAAUGCUGAACUGAACUUCCCAACUCAGCUGAAGCAAAUCUCUAAUUUGCACGAGCAGAUCAGCAUCCUCUGCCAAAGACGCUUCAUGAAGGUGGGACGUCACCACGAGAAACGCAUCCAAGCAGUCAGUCUCACACACUAGCUGACGGCAGCCACACUCCCUUGCAAGAGAAAGACCCCUCCAAAUUGCAAAGAAUUCGGUCCUCUGAACAGACCCAGCUGGGUUGCAGCCGGCAGCUUCCUUCACCCACCUGCCGGUGGCAUCACGAAGAGCACAAUCAAAACCAAUGCCAGUCUUAUCCGAAGGCACACUUCUGUCACAAUUAAUUUAUGUAUUUUAUUUCUAAUUCAUGCCAUUUAUAGACCCAGAAACCUAUAAAUGUUAGUUUGAAAACUAAUCUCAAACCAACCAGGGGGGAAAAAACAUUUUCAAGGCUUACAGGCUUAGAUUUUUGGAUUGUGGUGAAACGCAUGGUAGGUGGGAAUGGGUGACCUGAAUUAUAAAAAGAAAAAUAAUUGAGGGAAAAAUGGGCAUAGUGUAAGAAAAAUGUCAGGUGUACGUUCUCCAGCCAUGUCCCAACCAAGCGACCCUAAAACCAUUUUUAGAUGCCUACAUCGCACACUCCCACACUGUCAUUGUUUUUUUAGCGAUUAACCCCUUCAUUAUCGUGGUUCAUGUCUCUCUCAGAUUACUGAUUCACCAAAAUUUUGUCAUUCUCGUCUCUUUCAAUCAUUGCCCGCUAUCUCUUUCACAGUCGCCAUUUUCGUCUGGCAAUGAUUGCAUUCAUUCUCGUCCUAAUUUCCUUAUUGCUGUAUUCACAUCUCAAUUCAUGUUCGUUUUGCUUUAUUUCAAUUGGAUUCUCGGUUGAAUCAAGCUGUUUGGUUCUAUUCAAUUGAUGAAACGAAUCUAAGAUCAAAUAAUUCAAAUGAA
Molecule: messenger RNA, 3952 nt
Organism: Arachis ipaensis
Lineage: Eukaryota; Viridiplantae; Streptophyta; Magnoliopsida; Fabales; Fabaceae
Molecular function (GO): protein binding
Source: RefSeq, a predicted model, not a curated record